This is a messenger RNA of Staurois parvus, 1410 nucleotides long. NCBI's taxonomy places the organism in Eukaryota, Metazoa, Chordata, Amphibia, Anura, Ranidae. The record is from the annotation of a GenBank genome assembly.
AUGAAUGUAAAGAAGAAGGACUUGCCACCAGGACCCACUCCUUUGCCACUUCUGGGGAAUAUUCUGCAGAUUAGUACCACUGAAUUGCCAAAGUCUCUGGUGAAGCUUGGUGAAAAGUAUGGACCUGUUUAUACAGUCUACCUGGCCAACAAUCGAGCAGUCAUGCUAAUUGGCUAUGAUGCUGUGAAGGAGGCUCUGGUUGAUCGCAGUGAUGUGUUCAGUGAAAGAGGGGAAAUGGAUCUAAUAGAAUUAUUCUUUAAGGAUUUCGGGGUCAUCAUGAGCAAUGGAGAGAGAUGGAAGACAAUGCGUCGAUUUUCCCUGACAACACUGAGAAAUUUUGGAAUGGGGAAGAGGAGUGUGGAGGAAAGAAUCCAGGAGGAAGCUCGGUGUCUCAGGGACAGAUUUAUGAAGAUCAAAGAUAAGCCAAUAAACCCGAUUCAUCUGCUAAGAAUGGCUGUCUCUAAUGUCAUCUGCUCCAUUGUAUUCGGUGAAAGAUUCGACUAUGAUGACAAGAAGUUCUUGACCCUUCUGACAAAUAUUCAAGAAAUUGUGACCCUGAUAAACUCUCGAUUAGCACAGUUUCUGAAUCUGUUCCCAACCUUAAUGAAACAUAUCCCUGGCCCCCACCAGAAAAUUUUCCAAAAUUUUGAAAAGCUUAAACAGUUUCUACUGGAUAUGGUGGAAGCUCACAAGGAAACAUUGGAUGAGAACUGCCCUCGUGACUUUAUAGAUUGCUUCCUCAUUAAAAUGGAAGAGGAAAAGAACAAACCCAAAACAGAAUUUAAGAGAGAUAACUUACUAGGAACAGUAAAUGAUCUGUUUUUUGCUGGGACUGAGACAACAAGUAUGACCCUGAGAUAUGGCUUCCUGAUACUACUCAAAUACCCUGAAGUACAAGAGAGGAUCCAUAAAGAGAUCGAUAAUAUAAUAGGCAGACAUCGCUGUCCAUCAAUGGAGGACAGAAAUAAGAUGCCAUAUACAGAUGCCGUCAUUCAUGAGAUCCAGAGAUUUGCUGAUAUUAUACCAGCAGGACUACUUCAUGCAACCAACAAGGACACCACAUUUAGAGGAUAUCAAAUUCCAAAGGGAACAUUGGUGCUUCCAAUCUUAACUUCUGUCUUAAAGGACCCAAAACAGUUCAAAGACCCUGAUAAAUUUGACCCUGGACAUUUCCUUAAUGAGAAUGGCACUUUUAAGAAAAGUGAUGCCUUCAUGCCAUUUUUCUGCAGAAAACGUGUGUGUAUGGGCGAGGGUCUGGCUCGCAUGGAACUCUUCCUUUUUUUAACAACCAUUCUUCAGAGAUUUACUUUGAAACCCACUGUGGACAUAAAUGACAUAGACAUUACACCUGAACCCAACAGCAAUGCUACUAGACCUCGUGAAUAUGAAAUGUUGGCUGUGCCUCACUGA